AUGGCUUCCACUCAGUUAUCCGCGAGAGCGAACGUCGCGGUCUCGACUUCGUUCCAAGCGAAAAAAUCACAAUCGGCCACCACGUCGUCGUCGUCGUCGUCCACCAGAGGAAGAACAUUUUUAGUCGUCGAGGCGAACAAGAAAGUCGCCAAGAAAACUUCGGUGGUUUUGUUAGACUCGAUCGAACACGUCGGUGAAGCCGGCGAGAUGGUUUCCGUGUCCUCUGGUUUCUUCAGAAACUUCUUAGAGCCGCAAGGCAAGGCGCAAAAAGCAACGCAGGAGCUCAUCCAAGAGUUUAAGAAAAAGCAAGCGGACCAGGUCGCGGCGGUGGAGGCGGAACGCGCGGCGGCGCAAGCCAUCGCCACGGCGUUGAGCACGAUUGGUAAGUUUGUCGUCAAGAAGACCGUCGGUGAGGACGACAAGAUCUUUGGAUCUGUCACGGCGAAGGACUGCGCGGAUGCGAUUGAGAAACAAACUGGGAAAGCGUUGGACACAAAGGGUUUCGACGUUCCCGAUAUCUCCACAGUUGGUGUUUACGAUGUUUCGGUGAAAUUGCACCCGAAAGUUACCGGAUCCUUCAAAGUUGACGUCCAGAAAGAAUAA
Messenger RNA from Bathycoccus prasinos, 603 nucleotides. RefSeq names its product 50S ribosomal protein L9. Gene Ontology annotation, molecular function: structural constituent of ribosome. The coding region runs from base 1 to 603 and encodes 200 amino acids. The record is from RefSeq and is a predicted model, not a curated record. Lineage: Eukaryota; Viridiplantae; Chlorophyta; Mamiellophyceae; Mamiellales; Bathycoccaceae. Gene Ontology annotation, biological process: translation. Gene Ontology annotation, cellular component: ribosome; mitochondrion. The transcript has a single exon.